GCGCUUGACGUUUCUCGCUCGAGUCGAAGGUGCUUUUAUUCGAAUCGCGAAACACGCUGUUUCUCUCGCGGAUUCAAUUCCGUAUCGUUUAAAUUUUCGUAAUUCCGGUCAGGAAAGUGUUUCGUGUAGCCGUGCCAAAAUGUCCCGGUCUAGUGCACGCGAGUACUCUCGCGACGGCAAGUAUUUUGCCUUCAUCAACAGCCAGGGGAAGCUGGUGGUGUACGAGGUUGAAACGAGCAACGUGAGCCAAAUCUACACGCCCAAUUUGCACCUGAACGUUCCCUGUACGUGCUUUGCCUGGGUUGAGGUCGGUGGCCAAUCCAGCAGUGCCAAGAAGAAAAAGAAACGGAGCAGCACCACCGGGACAGAGGGGGAACGGAAAACUUGUGUGAUUUUCGGAACCAGCAAAGGAACAGUUUCCCUGUACGGUUUAGCAUCGGGCACAGUCGAGAAGGAAUUCGAGGGUGCGGGGCAUUCGGGGCCGAUAACGGCGCUUUGCAUAGAAGGCGAUUGCUUGUUUACGGCCGGGUCGGAUGGAAAGGUUGUUGAGUGGAGUUUGACAAAUUGCGUGCAGCGAAAGGUUCACAAUCUUGGCGUGGAGAAGCUGAGCUGUCUGGUUGUGAUCGAACAAGGAUCGACGAUUUUGGCGGGGUCCAAGCAGUUGAAGCUGUGGGAUUUGGAUAAGGAAAGAGCAACGAAGACGUUGGUUGGCCACACAUCGAAUACGGUUCUGACCAGGAAGAUUGUCAGCCAGGAUGGCGGUACGUUUGUUCUGACGGGUUCGGUGAACGAUCGUAACGUUUCCCUGUGGUCGACCGAGGGAGAUGAACGAACCGCCGUUGGACUGUUUACCUUGGAUGACGCUCCGGAGUAUUUGUCGGCACGGAUGGUGGGAGGGAAGCUGCAUCUGGUGGCCGUUUCCCGAUCCGGGGUGGCACAUUAUUUCAUCAAAAGCUUUGACAAAAUCAACAUUAACAAACCUAUCAAAGCGAACUACACGUACGAAGUGGCCUUGGACACGGCUGGUUCCGGCUCGAAAGCCGUAGAUCGGUUGCCAAUUUUCACCGCCAGUGUCGAUUUUUCUGCAAACCAGGAACAGAUUCUAGUUGGUUACGGUUCCGACCUGAGCCUCAAAUUCGAACAGAUCACCAUCGAUAAGGACCUGAAGCACAAUGUCAUCAUCCGCGAACAGACCAAAGGGAUGCUCCCCAAGGAUAAGUCUGAACGGGACCUGAAAGCGAAAACACCCGCCGUCGAUAAGUCCAUAGCUGAAUAUUUGAACCCGGUUAACGCCAGCAAGAAAUCGCUGAAAACGGUCGAAAUUCCAAUGGAGGCACGUCUGGAGAAUCUGGCCCUGACGGCGGAUGGUGGCGACUCCCGGUCGAGGGCUAGCCAGAAAAAUAUGGUCCACCUGCUGGUGCAGGGCCUCCACAGUAAGGAUGCCGAAAUCCUUCGCAGUGUGUUCAGUAAAAACGACCCGGAACAGAUCCAGCGGACGGCGGAGCGAAUACCGGCCCAAUACGUGAGCGCACUGUUGAACGAGUUGUCCAGCCUGAUGCAGAAGAAAACUGUCCACGUUGCAACGGCCGUAUGCUGGCUUAAGGCACUGAUACACAGCCACGCAAGUCAGCUGAUGGCUUUGGGAUCGGAAAGUCUGCUGUCCAACUUUGGAACCUGCCUGGGGAUAAUCGAAUACCGAGUGGAACAUGCCAACUCGCUUUCAAAGUUGAGUGGACGCCUGGGUUUGCUGGUCAGUCAGAUCGAUCGGACCGAACGGUUGGCCAAGAACCCGGAUGAGGUGGCUAAUCCACAUGUGCUGGUUUACCAAGAGGAAGACGAUUCCGAUGUGGAUUCGGUUAUCGGAAAGGACCACGGCUCGUCAGAUGAGGAGUACGACGGAAUGAUGGACGACGAUGGUCUGGAGGAUGGGGAAGAGGAAGACGAUUAUGAGGACGGGGAGAAUGCUCUGGCUGGCAGUUUUGUCCGGGUGAGAAACGGAACUGCGAAGCGAGGUGACGGAAGCAUGCUGAAACUGAAAGUCGACGAAGAGUCCAGCGAUCAGGAUGACGAGGACGAAGAGGAUGACGAAGAAAUGGAAGUUUCCGACUAGCGUAGAAGUAAGAUUAGUGUUUUGUUAUGUACACCGGAAAAAAUAAUUGUAUAUUACAUUACAAUAUACGUUAAAGUUUACUGUAGCCGUGAAUGAA
Aedes albopictus (Asian tiger mosquito) is the source of this 2207-nucleotide messenger RNA. Its product is annotated as WD repeat-containing protein 43. Bases 140 to 2110 code for a protein of 656 amino acids. The record is from RefSeq and is a predicted model, not a curated record. Gene Ontology annotation, biological process: maturation of SSU-rRNA from tricistronic rRNA transcript (SSU-rRNA, 5.8S rRNA, LSU-rRNA). Gene Ontology annotation, cellular component: nucleolus. Gene Ontology annotation, molecular function: protein binding. The transcript is spliced from 4 exons. Lineage: Eukaryota; Metazoa; Arthropoda; Insecta; Diptera; Culicidae.